This is a messenger RNA of Miniopterus natalensis, 665 nucleotides long. It is a transcript of the gene HOXA7, whose product is annotated as homeobox A7. The record is from RefSeq and is a predicted model, not a curated record. Gene Ontology annotation, biological process: regulation of transcription by RNA polymerase II; anterior/posterior pattern specification. Gene Ontology annotation, cellular component: nucleus. Gene Ontology annotation, molecular function: RNA polymerase II cis-regulatory region sequence-specific DNA binding; DNA-binding transcription factor activity, RNA polymerase II-specific. NCBI's taxonomy places the organism in Eukaryota, Metazoa, Chordata, Mammalia, Chiroptera, Miniopteridae.
AAUGGGGUUUGGUGUAAAUCUGGGGGUGUAAUGUUAUCAUAUAUCACGCUACCUCGUAAAACCGACACUGAAAGCUGCCGGACAACAAAUCACAGGUCAAAAUUAUGAGUUCUUCGUAUUAUGUGAACGCGCUUUUUAGCAAAUAUACGGCGGGGGCUUCUCUGUUCCAAAAUGCCGAGCCUACUUCUUGCUCCUUUGCGCCCAACUCGCAGAGAAGCGGCUACGGGGCGGGCGCCGGCGCCUUCGCCUCCACCGUGCCGGGCUUGUACAAUGUCAACAGCCCCCUGUAUCAGAGCCCCUUCGCGUCCGGCUACGGCCUGGGCGCCGACGCCUACGGCAACCUGCCCUGCGCCUCCUACGACCAAAACAUCCCCGGGCUCUGCAGUGACCUCGCCAAAGGCGCCUGCGACAAGGUGGAAGAAGGCGCGCUGCACGGUCCGGCCGAGGCCAAUUUCCGCAUCUAUCCCUGGAUGCGGUCUUCAGGGCCCGAUAGGAAGCGGGGCCGCCAGACCUACACGCGCUACCAGACGCUGGAGCUGGAGAAGGAAUUCCACUUCAACCGCUACCUGACCCGGCGCCGCCGCAUCGAGAUCGCCAACGCGCUCUGCCUGACCGAGCGCCAGAUCAAGAUCUGGUUCCAGAACCGCCGCAUGAAGUGGAAGAAG